Molecule: messenger RNA, 943 nt
Organism: Cladocopium goreaui
Lineage: Eukaryota; Dinophyceae; Suessiales; Symbiodiniaceae
Source: the annotation of a GenBank genome assembly
AGGUUUGACAAAAAGAUCAAGAUGAAUAUGAUGUUCAGGAUCACCUCACACCUGCCAGUGCUAAAACGAUCCACCCGCUGACACGUUGCACUAGCGGUGCGCUGUGGUUUGUUCUUGGUGCACACAUGGCUGGGGCUGAAGUGCAGCGGAUGCCAGAACACAAGUGCCUGGCUGGGUUGCUUUCAUGCUAUGCUGGCUACCUCAGAAAGAGAAACCGUCAUGGGUUCCAUCACACAGGAGUGAGCUCGUUGGACUUGAGCCUCCCAGCACAAGUGACGCCACAGGAGUGCAGCAACCUUGAACACCUCAAGGACGACCUCUGCAAGGGUGGCUCUGGCAGCAGUUGUGCCACUAGCAGCACUGGUACAGGCCUUCUUCCAGUGGAAAGCCAGGGGAAUAGCAGCGUUAUAGCGAGCACUCGUCACCUUGGAGGGUUCAGUCUGAGCAAUGCGAGCUCUCCGGCAGACUUUUUCCCUGCAGAGGACGGUAGACAGGAAUUCAACCCGCACAGACUUCUGGGACGACGUACGCCACAGGUGGAUUCUUAUUUCUUGGACAGUCCUCUUCUCGAGGCAGAUGAGAUAAAGCAAAGCUGGUUUUCCUGCAAAGUGUGUGAGCCAUUGAAGACGAUCAACAGGAACAAUAGGGUCUCAAGAUGACAUGGAGACCAACAUGUUUUGCGCACAGCAGCUGUUGGUACAGCGAUGUUUCACAAAUGCCACGAUGCUGGCAGAGGAACGGAAUUCUUGGAAUGCUUGGAUGCAUUUGAGUUGGUCUAAAUUCUUUGUCAACUCUUCACUCUUGCAUCCAAGUUUCCCAUUUGCACAAAUUGCUCAGCAUUUGUGCCAGAUUGUCGUCUUUUAAUAGAUCCACAUCAUUGGUCCAGUAGACAUACCACGCAGCAGCUGCUCGUCUGGGGAAUCCAGAACUGGCUGUUUGAAAA